UCCUCCAAAGCAACCCUCGUUUUACAGGUACUCUCUCAGAGGCUGCUCAUUUUAUAUUCGAAGUCCCCAAGAAAAUUUGAGGGCAGCCUUGUCCUGGCUUUUGGGGUUUGAGCCAACUGUAACUCAGUCUCUCUCUCUCUCUCCUUCUCUCCCUUUGUUUUCCUCUCUUUUACUUUCAUUUUCUUUUGUCUUUUUUUUGCCUCGAUUUUGUGUUGUUUGUUCUUGAGAAGGGAAAAAAGAAGAGAGAUAAUUAUACGGAGAUGACUGGGGCUCCAGAAGGUGAAAGUGUUACUCUCGAUCUUCUCAAGAAAAAGAUGACUGAGUUCGCCAAGGAAAGAGAUUGGGAGCAGUUCCACAGCCCGAGAAACCUCCUCCUGGCUCUGGUGGGUGAAGUUGGAGAACUCUCUGAGAUAUUCCAGUGGAAAGGAGAGGUUCCGAAGGGACUGCCUGAUUGGAAAGAGGAGGAGAAAGUGCACCUGGGUGAAGAGCUUUCAGAUGUUCUGCUCUAUCUUGUCCAGCUCUCCGAUAUCUGCGGCAUUGAUCUCGGCAAGGCUGCACUCAGAAAGGUAGAACUUAACGCUGUCAAAUACGCAGUUUCGAAGAAGAAAAGCCAGACCAGCAUCACAUGCACCGACAAUAAUGUCACCGGGAGCUGUUGAUUUUCUGUGUAUCAAAAACACCCACACACACAUAUAUAUAGCUGUAUGGGUGUUUUAGGUGCGGUAGGGUUUCAUGAUGCUAAAAGACUGAGGAUAGACCUAAAAAGCAAGGGUUUUCAAGUUUCACUGCAUGGAGACUAAUGUAUAUGGGUGGCGCGUUUGGCAUUUAUUCUCAGCUUUUUUUUACUGUUUUGGCCGAGUGAAUCGAAUCCCAUCUGACCAAUGAGAUAUCUAUGGCAGUGAUAUAUUAUAUAUAUCCAUAUAUAUUCACGUUUUUCUUGA
Carya illinoinensis is the source of this 941-nucleotide messenger RNA. Its product is annotated as dCTP pyrophosphatase 1-like. Lineage: Eukaryota; Viridiplantae; Streptophyta; Magnoliopsida; Fagales; Juglandaceae. Gene Ontology annotation, molecular function: nucleoside triphosphate diphosphatase activity. The coding region runs from base 261 to 659 and encodes 132 amino acids. The transcript has 2 exons. Gene Ontology annotation, biological process: nucleoside triphosphate catabolic process. The record is from RefSeq and is a predicted model, not a curated record.